Sinocyclocheilus grahami is the source of this 1185-nucleotide messenger RNA. RefSeq names its product Krueppel-like factor 11. Gene Ontology annotation, molecular function: RNA polymerase II cis-regulatory region sequence-specific DNA binding; DNA-binding transcription factor activity, RNA polymerase II-specific. Lineage: Eukaryota; Metazoa; Chordata; Actinopteri; Cypriniformes; Cyprinidae. The transcript has 3 exons. Bases 31 to 1146 code for a protein of 371 amino acids. The record is from RefSeq and is a predicted model, not a curated record. Gene Ontology annotation, biological process: regulation of transcription by RNA polymerase II.
AUUUAGUUAUUUUUCAUACGUUUUGAGCAGAUGUCAACAAGUCAGUUUUCUAACAUGGAAGAAUUAUGUGGGGGAGCUCGGAUGGAUGUCUGUGAGGAUUUCCUGGACAGGAAAAAGCACAAUGAGCACUCUUCGUGCAGUGUAUUGGAAUACAAUGAUCUUGAGGCUGCUGAAGCUCUGGUCUAUAUGAGCUUCUGGAGUCAGGUGUCUACAAAACCCAAUGCCUUCAAACCUCGCCCUCUCACACCAGCGUCAGACUCCUGCGAUUCUCUCCUGCACCCCGAACUGCCGGAGACCCCAAAAGACUUUGUCUCGCUCUCUUCACUGUGCAUGACCCCACCACACAGCCCCAGCUUUACUGACACCUCCAACACCACAUCAGUGCCAGCCCCGCCUUCCCCGUUGGCCCGGCCCUGUCCCAGCCUCCCGAGUCUGAGAUCUGCAUGCCCUACUAUGACCUCCAUCGCUCAGAUGCCCUAUUCUGGGUACCCCACAGAAAAAAACACACCCUCACCUUGCAGAGCCAUGGCAACCAGCGUAAUACGCCACACAGCCGACAGCUCCUUAUAUCAGAACAUUCCACAAGCUGUCUACCCACAAAAGACUGAGAAAGUUCCUUCAUCACCCACCUUAUCCCACCAACCCGAGACCGACACCCCUACAGGAGGCACGUGCCAAAACAUCAGCAGACGUCCUUCUAAGGCUGAUAAGCCCUCCAUUACAUCAUCUGCUCAUUCGCCACCCCUAACCUCCAGUCCGCCAAUCAUAUGCCAAAUGUUCCCGGUGGCCCAACCUGGAGUCAUCUCAGCCACGUUUAUUCAGAAUCCCAGCCCUGGGGUGAAGUCUAUCUUACCACAGCAGCUCCUGAUGGGCUCUACAGUGCCUCAGGGGACAGUGAUGUUCGUGAUGCCGCAGUCACCAGUUUCUUCGGCUCCACAGUGCCAACAGACUGUUAUGACCCUAGGCAACACCAAGCUCCUGCCUCUGGCUCCAGCACCUGUAUACGUGCCCUCGGGACAGAGCAGCGCCACACAGGUCGACUUUUCCCGCAGGCGCAACUAUGUCUGCAAUUUCCCAGGCUGUCGGAAAACCUAUUUUAAAAGUUCUCACCUCAAGGCGCAUCUCAGAACCCACACAGGUAAAUAAUGUUCAGUAUGUAGUAGGGCUGUGCGAUUAAUCGAAAUC